Molecule: messenger RNA, 1809 nt
Organism: Xenopus tropicalis (tropical clawed frog)
Lineage: Eukaryota; Metazoa; Chordata; Amphibia; Anura; Pipidae
Gene: zc2hc1c
Product: zinc finger, C2HC-type containing 1C
Exons: 5
Coding region: 1-1632 (543 amino acids)
Source: RefSeq, a predicted model, not a curated record
AUGGAUACAGCGCGGAGACGUCUACGGGAUACAGCAUCCACCACCCAGAGACUGGAUACUAAAGAAGAAAAUGUUCCUCCUCCCUGCUGUUAUACCCCUCACUACUUCCUGAACCCUUCAGUUUUGUAUAACAAAGAGUGUCCUGCCUCCUGGCUGUGGAUGCUAUACUUGAAGGCGUGGUCCCUGUGUCCGACAGACACCUGUAUUGGUAUGUCUAAACAGAGAGUGGUACAGUACUCUGAAGUAAUGUAUGAAACAAAGUUGCCUAUGCUAAAAAGAGAGUUACCAGCACCAAAAAGUCUAUCCAAGCUUGAAAGAAUGAGAAAUCAGUAUCAAGAGAGGGUCAGUAAGGAAAAAGAGGAGAAACUAUUGACCCUUUUCACAAAGCAGCAAGAGCAUACUACACAGAAGGUUCAUGGAUCCUCCUUACACACUGAAGAGCUGCGUCAUAAUCCCCGCAGCAAUUUUAAUGUCCAUCAUAAUCCCCCCAGUUUGUACACAGCUCAGUGGCCAGAAGAAAAAAACUGGGCCUCAAACUGGAUUGUUUCCAAACGGAGUGCUGGAGUGGAUAGAGCACACCCUCUGAAACCUGUCUUUCACCCAAAGGACCAAAGGAGUGUCAGAACAGAGACAAGUCUUUACCGCUCACAGUCUGCUAGUUCUGCAGGGAACAAACUGACAAUUCCACACCCAGAAGAACAUAUACGUUUGAAAUCAGGGCCCAGCAGGCCAGAAGUAUGGUUCCAACUGCAAAACUCCGAGCUGAGUUUGGAAGCCGAAAUCCGUAGAAAGAAAGCUUUAUUGAAAGAGAAAUUGCGUAGAACUGAAGAGGAAUUGCGCAGAAUCCAGAGAGAAAAGGAGGUGGCAGAGCUGGAGGAUACAACAGUUCAAGGAAUCCCAGAAAGAAAUAGAACAAUGGGCAAACUUGAUGAACAGGUUGGGAAGUAUUUGCAUAACCUUGAUUUUACAUUAAAGGCAAAAGAGAAGUCCAGUAGGCAUUUUAGAAAUCAAAAUUUGAUGCCUAAGGAGAAAGAUCCUCAAACAAAUCAAGAAGUUCCAAACAACAUGACAGAGAAAGAACAGCCUGUUUACAGAGGUAGAAGCCCACAAUAUGCAGCUAAUUUCAAAGAAGAAGAGAAAAGGCAAAUGCCUAAGGAUGUGCCUCAGGAUGAUGCACCAGAACCAUCAGCAACAGAGCUGCUUCCCUGUAACUUGUGUGGACGACAAUUUCUAGCACAUCGUCUGGAAAAGCAUACUCAAGUUUGUCAAAAGAUGCAGAAAUCUAAUCGAAAAGUAUUCGACUCAUCUAAAGCACGAGCCAAAGGAACAGAGCUUGAGCAAUACUUGCAAACCAAAGGAAAAACUCGGCCGAAUGUUCCUAAGGUACAGAGCAAUGCAUGGCGGCAAAAGCAUGAGUCGUUUCAGCAAACAAUUCGUCAUGCACGUACAGUGCAGCAGGUUAUAGCCAAGGGGGGAAAACUGUCUGAUCUGCCUCCCCCUCCACCUGAGGAAAACCCAGAUUAUGUAACUUGUCCUCACUGCAAUCGUCGUUUUGCCCCACGAGUAGCAGAAAGGCACAUCCCUAAAUGUGAAAAUAUUAAGAGCAAACCACGACCUCUUCGAAGACGCUAACGUUGAAUGGACUGCAAGUAAACAAUAAUAUGUUUGUGCUUUUUGUAAUAUUAAAGUGUCUGUUUCUUUUUGUAAAACUUGUAUCUUUGAAAAACAUCAUUGUCACCCAGGAGAUGUUCUUAUUCAGUAUAGCCCCAAAUUUGUUUUGCAUGAAUCUAGUAAAUGAUAACAUGGUAA